AUGGCCACCAACGGCACGACCACCCCUCUCUUCACCCCCGGCCGCCUCCCUCCCGGCAAAGACAAGCACCACAUCGUCGUCCUCGAGGGAAUCCACGCAAAGAUGCCCAGCUUCGACUUCCCCCACACCAUCGAUGUGCACCAACGUACGCCGCCGUCCGAGGUCGCCGAGCGCAUCAAGGACGCCACCAUUGUCAUCGCCUGCGUCGUACCCGUGACACCGAGCGACAUGGACAAGGCUCCAUACCUGGGCGUGCUGGCUGUCAUGGCCGUGGGGAUCCAGUGGGUGGACAAGCAGGACUGCGCGCGCCGCGGCGUCACCGUGACAAAGUGCCCCGCCGGCAACGUCAAUGCCGUCACCGAGCAUUUUCUCGGACUGUACUUCGCGACCCGUAGACGCGUGGUGCAGGUGCACAAGACCAUCACGGCAUCCAACGAGUGGGUCGAAAAGGGCACACUCACGAAACUGUGGCCGUCGGGUCCACCCUUGGGCUGUGGCCAGGAGACGCUGGGCAUCAUGGGCUACGGCACGCUGGGGACCCGGCUGGAGAAGCUCGCGCGGGCCAUCGGCUUCGGCGAGGUGUUGAUCAGCGAGAGGAAGAACGCGACGACGGUCCGCCCGGGCAGGGUAUCGUUUGACCAGGUCCUCGAGCGGGCCACUGUGGUCGGCGUGUGCUUGCCCAAGGAGCACGACACGAUCGACCUGAUUGGCGAAAAGGAGCUGCGCACCAUGCGCAAAGACGCCAUCAUCAUCAAUGUCGCCCGUGGCGGAAUCGUCAACGAACGCGCCCUCGCCCAGGCACUCAAGGAAGGCUGGAUCGCCGGCGCGGCGACCGAUGUCUUGGAAACAGAACCCUCAGGACCGGGCAUGAGUCCGCUGGUUCCAGACGUGGCCAAAGGGGAAGAAGAGGUGCCGAACUUGACCAUUUCCGCCCACAUCGCAUGGUUCACCCAGUCCACCAUCCAGAAUUACCAGCGUCUCCUCAAGGAAGGUAUCGAGGGCUGGGUCAACGGCACGCUGCAGGAGUCGGCCGACAAAGUCCACCGGGUCGUCGUGGUGCAUAAUGGACGUAUCUGGAACUGA
Fonsecaea nubica is the source of this 1083-nucleotide messenger RNA. RefSeq lists its product as hypothetical. Gene Ontology annotation, molecular function: NAD binding; oxidoreductase activity, acting on the CH-OH group of donors, NAD or NADP as acceptor. The transcript has 2 exons. The coding region runs from base 1 to 1083 and encodes 360 amino acids. The record is from RefSeq and is a predicted model, not a curated record. Lineage: Eukaryota; Fungi; Ascomycota; Eurotiomycetes; Chaetothyriales; Herpotrichiellaceae.